CAUUUCCAUAUUCUCUGCAUUUCUCUGUGUCAAAGGACGUCCGAGAUUUUCAGGCGACAUUCUCAGUUUCUCAGAGUUAACUUUUCAGGUAAUAAGAAAUGGACUUUGUUAGCGAAAUAGGAGAACUCCGGGGUAACCAGGGUAUGGAAGGGGAAGGGAACGUAAUAGCCGUAGAACCCAUUACCAUGAUUGUGCCACCGAAACUGCAAGACGUGCCGGAAACCCCUACGCCGGAGAUGAGUGCCAGUUCAGGUGCGCGCGAGGGUUCCAGCGCAGACCCCGCUCCGUCAUCUAAAGGGUCGUCAUCCGAAAACACUGCCAGUACAGGUAGCCCCUCGCCGGAAAGUAUGGAGGUGGCCGUGAAUUUGCCUCCGGUUGCAGGUUGGGAAAAUAAAACCAUAAGUGGUAGGUUGAGCAACCUUCGCAAAGCGCCAAAUACGCUGACGGCCGGAUUUCGGUUUAGGGCGAACCUGCAUCAUGAGGUAGCAGACUGCCCUACCUCCAUUAAAGGGUAUAAGAGACUGGAGGAAGUGGUGAGACAGUACCACGUUCCUAGGACAGUUUUGUUACGAACAGGAACCAAAAAUGAAAGGGCCUGCAGUGUGUCAGCACAGGGUGGAUACCUGUUUUAUGCUGCUGUGUGCAAGGUUGCAGAUACCUGCGAAGGCCAUUGUUUUCAGAUCGCUAUUUUUGUGCCGGCUGAGUACUACACAGACGAGGUGGUACUACAUUUCUGGAGGGUUAGCACCGAUCUGGCAGCUCGUCUUUCUGAGUGGCGCCCUGGGCACGCGUACAUGAACUACCCCACAUUAACCCCUGGCGACCUGGAGCUUAGGGAUAGGAUCACCAAUUGUGUGAAGGGAGGGGGGUUAGUUGAUUUGGAAGCCCUGGUUACCCCCGAGCUGCUCGCUAUGCGUGGGUUUGUGGAUAUCGCAAACCUGUUUAGUGAAGGAGAGAUGAGUAGCAUGCUUGAGAGACAACGGGAACGAGCUCAGCGCUCUCGAGGUAGGGGAACUGGGUCAAGCGCGAGGAGGCAAACGCGCUUUGACGAGCUGCCGCCUGCAGCACCUCGCAGCUCGGCACAGAGGGAACAGGCUUCCAGCUCGGUCUCGAGGCCACAGGCCGAGCGUAGGGUAGAGCCCGCUCCUGCUGAUCUACGGAGGCGCGUUCGUGAAGAAUCUGACGCUGAAGAUGAUGUACCACUAACCCGGCGCAGGUUGGAUGCUGGGAGACAACCUGGAGUGGUGCGUUCACCUGAGGCGCCUACGGUCCAGGCGCGUAGCGCAGCUGAGGCGCUUCCACCACCAGUAGCUAGUGGGGGGCCUAGAAUCGCAUACCCUGAGGGUUUUAGCUACACCAAACCCGACUGUCAGCUCGUGAUGGUCCAGGGUAUGCAGAAUUUCGUCCCUCCUGUGGACCGUCAUCGUGCCAAAGGCUACAUUCAGCAGCACGGGACUCACGCUGCAAUGCUGAAGAUGAUGGAUGCGCUAAGCUAUUCUGUAGCUUUAUUCGAGAGCGAGCAAGUAGCUCGAAUACAGAAUAGAGAGCUGGCUGACAAUUGCAAACGGCUGUCCUCAGACAAGGCGAGUUUGGAGGACGAGGUGAACCGUUUGCAAAGCUCAGAGAUGGCCAAUAGGGCUGCAUCAGCCGAAAGCCGGGCUGACGAGCUGGCUAACAAGGUCACCCAGCUGCAGGAGGAGCUGGAUAAGGUGAAAGCUGAGAAGGAGAGUGGGAUUCAAGCGGCCAUGGAUGAGGUCGUUCGCGCAGUGGAUCUCAGGAAAAAGGUGGAAGCUGAGAGAGAUGUCGCGCUGAACGAUCUCAACGCCCUGAGGGGGCGGGUUGCUGUGGCCAAUCAGAAUCUUGGUCGCGCAGAGGAGUCUUUAAGGCAGGCCAAAGCUCAACACCAGCGCUGUAUUAUCAUCGCGCGAGCUCAAGGCACAGAAUGGCUGGUAGGUGCUGACAUGUUCCAGGACGCCGUAGCUGUGGCGUCCAUGAACACCACAACUGAGAUCUACAAUGACGUUCGUGGUAAGGUGUUGAAGCACCGGCCGGACUUCCCGAUCAACGAGCUCGCGUUUUUUGAAGGUGAAGAGUUCGACGCAGAAGGGAAGAGCCUUACUGAACCUUCUGACAUGACGGUGAGGCUCCGGUGGGAGCUGAACGAAGAAGGAUUGCCAACAUGGCCACCGUCUGUCCUUGAAGAAGGAGAGGAGUUUGAGAACCUGCCAAGGUUCGACACCUGGGCUGGUGAUGCUCCUGUAGAAGAAGCUGAACCUUCAAGUACUCCUCCUGCGCCUCAGCCCGCCUCUGCUGUGGCCUCCCUCCCAGCUCGUGCUGACGCGUCCGCUCCCGUAGACUUAACGGACGAUUAGACUUAGGCUUUUUCUGUUUCUUAUACUUGUGUAUUUUCAAUAUUUCUUUGUUGGUAACACAUUUUGUAGUUUCAUGGACACCCCAUGUAAUGAAUUUGCAAAGAAUACAACUGAAACGAAUUU
This is a messenger RNA of Rubroshorea leprosula, 2495 nucleotides long. The record is from the annotation of a GenBank genome assembly. NCBI's taxonomy places the organism in Eukaryota, Viridiplantae, Streptophyta, Magnoliopsida, Malvales, Dipterocarpaceae.